AUGCCCCGCCGCUCUCCUCCCUCUCCUAGGUCUCACUCGAGGGCCAGCAUAGCAGCGUCCGACACGACAUAUCACAGCUUUCGUGACAUCGAGUUGGAGGAACCGACAACAACAACAACAACAAUGGACCCGUCACUGCCCAGUCAAAAAUUCGACUCACCGACCUCGCCCGAGAUGCGCCGCCAAGACUCGGGCUAUCAGUCCUUAGCCCCCGCCAGUUCGCAUGUGUCCCGCCGCCGUAGCUCCCCGACAUCGGCCCCGUCGGCUCAACAACAACACCCUCGGCCGAGGCCGGCUGCCCGCCGCUCAGCCAAAUCCGCCCCGGUCGCCCACCUGCCGAGAAGUAGCGGUCAGUCCCUGGACAUUGGCAGGACCUCUACACACUCCCAACAGUCGUACCGCCCACACGACACCGACACCUUCUUCCACUUCCCACAUUUCCCCUACCCGGAGCCGGCCGCCGAAGAAGACCCGGACCUCGUCGUUGCCGAUCCCGAACCCCCGCCGCAGACCACCCACUACUGGACCAGCGACAACACACGGCGGCUGGAGUACGCGGCCAUCGAUGCGGCGAGCCGCGGCGUGAGGGGCUGGGUGAUGCGGCACGUGGUUCCCGACUGCUUCAUCCCCAAGGACCGCCGCCGCAUCCGCUUCGAGGAUGAUCGGGGCAGCGUCGUGCGGUACCGGCUCGACCUCGACGUCGACGAGGACGGGGAGAAGGACGAGCGCGAGGGUGGUGGGAGGAGGAGGCGGCGGAGGGCGUGGUGGUUCCGCCUGCGCGGCAACUGA
Phialemonium atrogriseum is the source of this 789-nucleotide messenger RNA. RefSeq lists its product as uncharacterized. The record is from RefSeq and is a predicted model, not a curated record. NCBI's taxonomy places the organism in Eukaryota, Fungi, Ascomycota, Sordariomycetes, Cephalothecales, Cephalothecaceae. Bases 1 to 789 code for a protein of 262 amino acids. The transcript has a single exon.